AUGGAUUCAGAUAAGAAUCUAAUUAAUGACUCCUCAGUCUCUCCUCAGAAGGAGGGAGUGUUAUAUAGCAUAGAUCCAGGAUCAAGGCGACCGCAUGAAUAUGAAUCAUCAUCAACAACUGCAUCAUCGUCAUCAGAUUCACCACCCGUACGAUCAAGUUUGUUUCAUAAAUUAUUUCAAAAGGAUGAAGAUAGAAGUACACCAACUGAAGUUUAUAAUAUAAGAGUUGUUUUCACUGCAUUAGCUGCAUCGAUGGCAGCAAUUAUCAUAGGUUAUGAUGGAGGUUUCAUAGGAGGCACAGUUUCAUUACAAUCAUUUUUACAAGAAUUUCAAUUAAUCGAUAAUGAAAAUUCAACCAAUAUAAUAGCUAAUGUUAUAUCGGUAUUCCAUGUUGGUUGUUUCUUUGGUGCUUUAAUAUCAUAUCCAUUUUCAUAUUAUUUAGGUAGGAGACUCUCUUUAAUCAUUGCAUCUGUUUUAAUCACUAUAGGAUCAGGUAUCCUGUUAAUAUCAUCACUGAAAAAUGGAUUGGGACCAAUAUAUGCUGGUAGAGUCAUAUCAGGGAUUUCUGUUGGAUUCUCAACUAAUUUAACUGUGGUAUAUAUAUCUGAGAUUUCGCCUCCAGCUAUUAGAGGUCAAUUAACCAGUUGUUAUGAAAUUGGAUGGAGAAUUGGUGAUGUAGUUGGAUUUUGGAUAUCAUAUGGAGUUAAUUCUCAUAUCAGUAAUGAUUCAAAGUUACAAUGGUUUAUCCCUUUUGCUAUUCAAUUAAUCCCCAGUGGAUUGUUUCUCUUGGGUAGUCUUGUCAUUAAGGAAUCACCCCGGUGGUUAUUUCAAGUGAAUAAAGAUGAACAAGCCAUUAAGAAUUUAACUUGGUUAAGGAACUUGCCUGAAGAUCAUGAAUAUAUCAUCUAUGAAAUCAAUCAAAUCAAAGAAUCUAUUGAAUAUCAAAGAAUCAAUGUUGGAUUAGGUUUAUGGGAUCCAUUCAAAGAAGUCUUUGUUACUAAUAGAAAGUUAUUAAAACGAUUAUUAAUCACAUGUACUUUAUUUUUAUUUCAAAAUUUCUUAGGUAUUCAAUCAAUCAACUAUUAUUCCCCUAUAAUCUUUGAAAAUCUUGGUAUUAAAGGUAUGAAUGCCACCUUAUUCUCCACGGGAAUGUUUGGAGUUGUUAAAUUUAUUUGUACAUUUACUUAUAUCUUAUUCAUUGUUGAUACAGUUGGAAGAAGAAAAUCAUUUAUGUCAUCUUCAACGGUAUGUUCUAUAUGUUUCUGGUACAUUGGAACUUAUCUAAGGGUUAGAGAAUCAUCAUCUAUCCCAUUAGCAGACCAAAAGGCAGGACCAGCAGGUACAUUAGCUGUGGUUUUCAUGUAUAUUUGGAUUGCAUCAUUUAUAUUAGCAUGGUCUGGUGGACCAUUUGUGGUUGGAAGUGAAAUCUUUGAUCAAAAUAUUCGAGCAUUUAUUCAAGCUAUUAAUGCUGCUGUAUCUUGGAUUCCUAUAUUUUUAAUGGCAAGAUUUACAACUCAAAUGAUUGAUUCAAUGCAUUAUGGAAUUUAUUAUUUAUUUGCCAGUUUAUCAGUUAUUUCAAUCCCAUUUGUCUAUUUUUAUCUACCAGAAACAAAAGGGAUUGCAUUAGAAGAUAUGGAUAAACUAUUUAAUCCUGACUUGAAAGCCAGAGAAGCUCAUAAGAUUGUAUUGAGUCAAGUUAGACAACAGAAUAAAUUAAAUCUACAUGAUAAGUCGUUAUUCAAAAUUGACACUAAUAAAUCGAAUAGUAUAAAGAAUAUAGAGAACAUAGUUCAUUCAUGA
Scheffersomyces coipomensis is the source of this 1800-nucleotide messenger RNA. It is a transcript of the gene HGT14, whose product is annotated as Hgt14p. Gene Ontology annotation, biological process: transmembrane transport; carbohydrate transport. The coding region runs from base 1 to 1800 and encodes 599 amino acids. The transcript has a single exon. Gene Ontology annotation, cellular component: membrane. The record is from RefSeq and is a predicted model, not a curated record. Gene Ontology annotation, molecular function: carbohydrate:proton symporter activity. Lineage: Eukaryota; Fungi; Ascomycota; Pichiomycetes; Serinales; Debaryomycetaceae.